AUGCAGGAUGGAAAGAAAGCUAAAAUAUUACGUCAAUGGGCUGAUGAACGAUUUCUAGCUCAAACUCUACCAAAUUCUCCAAUGUUUUUAAGGUCUGAUAGAGUAAUCGAUUAUGCACUUGUUCGAGAUCUAAAUCUUGAUAUUCAAGCAUAUAAUGGAAAUACAACCAGUGAUCAUCUUCCAAUACUCUCUGUUAUUCCCUUGAAAGUUUUACAAAAAAAAUUAGGAAAAAAUACUCAUUGGAAACAUAAUAAAAAAAAGGAGAUAUGUUUCUUAAAAAUAAUUGCUAAAAGGGAACUUAAUCCUUUUUUUCCUCCUCAACUUGAUAAUUUUCUUCAUCUUCGUAAUUCUCCUUCUUCAUCAUCUAACUCAUUUUGGUAUAGAGGUAAACGUUUCCUCAAACCAUCAUUCUCUUCUAUACAUGCUUUUAUUGAUUCAUCAGGACAAAUUGUCAAAGAAAGUGAUCUUAUGUGUAAUGUAGCAGCUGAUUAUUACGAAAAUUUUUUUAAAGCAUCAAAUAUUAUUAGACCUCACCCUUAUACUGAGUCGCCUCCUUUUGAAUAUGAUAAUAAUAAUGAAGUUAUUCCUGAAGUAACACUAGAUGAACUUUUUCUUGAUCAACUUGAAUAUUAUUCCUGUUUAACUGAUCAACCUAUUAGUUUCAAUAAAACUGAAGCUAUGUUUAGUGCACGAGCAAUCGGUCAUUCUAAUUUCGUCAUUCGUUUUUGUCAUGAAACAAAAGAAAUAAUUAAAUGGGUUCCAGAAUAUAAGUACCUUGGUUAUCUAAUUUCAUUAAAGUCAGGUUGGGUAAAUUUUUAA
Messenger RNA from Rotaria sp. Silwood2, 819 nucleotides. The record is from the annotation of a GenBank genome assembly. NCBI's taxonomy places the organism in Eukaryota, Metazoa, Rotifera, Eurotatoria, Philodinida, Philodinidae.